Molecule: messenger RNA, 1237 nt
Organism: Aegilops tauschii subsp. strangulata
Lineage: Eukaryota; Viridiplantae; Streptophyta; Magnoliopsida; Poales; Poaceae
Source: RefSeq, a predicted model, not a curated record
GAUUCCCUAGAGAUCCGAAUGGAACGAGAUCCAAGUGGCAGUUAGAACUAUUUUCAUCCUUUCAGGCGAGAUUCAGUUACGGUCUUUCUGUAACAGAGACAAAGAUUCUCCCUUCUGUUCUCCCCGUGCUCCCCGGAAAAGCCCAACCAUGUGCCGUCCGAAGCGGCCUCGUCGGGCCCGCCGGCCCCACUCGCAGCCUCACACCGCAGACCGCUAUAUCCGUCCGUGGCCUGUGGGGUGGAGUUGACCACAGACCUUUCUUCCUCCAUCGUCCCACCGCCGUGAAUUGCAGGAGUGGCGGACGCGGGGGGAGAAGAGAAGAGAAGAGAAGAGAGAGAGAGAGAGAGAGAUUCACGCGCGGCGGAGCCCCGCCACCUCCUUCCGACGUCUCCUCCGCCCACGGAGCCAUGGGUUUGACAUCGGCGAAGGGGAUCGCCCUCACCGUCUCCUUGUUUGGCCUCCUCGCGUUUCUGCUCGGCGUCAUCGCGGAAAACAAAAAGCCUCCAUAUGGAACUCCUAUCAAGGGAAAGGAUGUUGUCAUCUGCAAGUUCCCGAGUGACCCAACGAUUGCAAUGGGAAGCCUGUCCAUUGUGGCACUUGUGUUAGCUGCUUUCAUUGGGCACGUUGCCAUCUUUUACCCGUACAAGGGCAAGUCGGUUCCUCGUGGAGCGUUAUUUCAGAGCACCAGCUUGUCUGUGUUCUUUGUUAUUGCUGAGCUGGUGUCAGCUCUGGCUUUUGCAAUGCUGCUCUGGGCAACGAUCACAGAGGGUCGCCAUCGCACCAGUAACAUUCACCAUGACAUGGAUACCCUGUGCCCCACCGCAAAGACCGGCCUCUUUGGAGGCGCCGCUUUCCUGGCCCUUGACGCUGCUCUGUUCUGGCUUGUUUGCCAGAUGCUGGCCCUUAAUGCAAGGGCCGACUAUCUGGAUGAGGAUGAGGAUGAGGAUGACAAGGGCGAAUACGGCCAGGUUUAUGCUACUGAUGCCGAUGGCACGAAGGUCUGAGUCGGCUAACUGCAGGAUUUCAAAACUAGCACCGUUUAGAUAUAUUUUAGAUUCAUUAUGCGUCUUUGAAAAGGUCGGUUUAGUUCUCCAAAAAAUUGUAGAUAUGUCGUGCCAUUCCGUAGUCGUACAUAAGGUCAUUUUCUCAUUCCAGUUUCAGACUUCAGAUUGAACGAUAAGUUGUGUUCUGGUUUGCUACUUCCCUUUCUGAAUUAAAGUAUCAUGUUAUCUGUGAA